AUGUCCACACGCCUCCAUUCCCUGGCGCUGCCGGGCUGUCCUACUUACCGGGGACGCCAGGAUGCCCGGGAAACGUCGCUGUCGCCCCGCGGCUGUCAAGGGGGGCGCGACCACUCAGAGCCAGGGAAACCACAGCGCCGUUCACGACUACAACCUUCCCGCCCGCGCUGCGCUUCCGCCUCCUGGCUGACUGCUGCUGCCUACCAGGAUCUCAUCUUGCCCAACGGUGGUACUCCAGCUGGCACUUCAAGUCCAGCAUCUUCAUCUUCGCUUCUAAACAGACUUCAACUUGACGAUGACAUCGAUGGUGAGACCCGGGAUCUCUUUGUCACCGUUGAUGAUCCCAAGAAGCACGUGUGCACGAUGGAGACGUACAUCACCUAUAGAGUCACCACCAAAAGUACUCGAGUGGAGUUUGACUUGCCAGAAUAUUCUGUUCGUCGAAGAUACCAGGAUUUUGACUGGUUGAGGAACAAACUGGAAGAAUCCCAGCCCACGCAUCUGAUUCCCCCACUUCCUGAGAAGUUUGUGGUGAAAGGUGUUGUAGAUCGUUUUUCAGAGGAGUUUGUGGAAACCAGAAGAAAAGCUUUGGAUAAAUUCUUAAAACGAAUUACAGAUCAUCCUGUGCUGUCUUUCAAUGAACACUUUAAUGUUUUCCUCACUGCCAAGGACCUGAAUGUCUAUAAGAAGCAGGGCAUGGCAUUGCUGACACGGGUGGGUGAGUCAGUGAAACACGUCGCAGGAGGCUACAAGCUGAGGAGUCGGCCUCUGGAGUUCGCAGCUAUAGGCGAAUACUUAGACACCUUCGCACUCAAACUGGGAACCAUUGAUCGAAUAGCCCAGCGGAUCAUCAAAGAAGAAAUAGAGUACCUGGUAGAGCUCAGAGAAUAUGGGCCUGUGUACUCCACGUGGAGUGCCUUAGAAGGUGAGCUGACCCAGCCCCUGGAGGGAGUGUCAGCUUGCAUUGGGAACUGCUCUACAGCCUUGGAAGAGCUGACAGAUGACAUGACAGAAGACUUUCUGCCUGUGCUCAGGGAAUAUAUUUUAUACUCCGACUCCAUGAAGAGCGUGUUAAAGAAGAGGGACCAAGUUCAAGCUGAGUAUGAAGCCAAACUGGAAGCUGUGGCUCUGAGAAAGGAAGACCGCCCCAAGGUGCCAGCAGAGGUGGAGAAAUGUCAGGAUCGGAUGGAGUGCUUCAAUGCUGACCUGAAAGCCGACAUGGAGAGAUGGCAGAACAACAAGCGGCAGGACUUCCGGCAGCUGCUCAUGGGUUUGGCUGACAAGAACAUCCAAUAUUAUGAGAAGUGCCUCAUGGCGUGGGAGUCAGUUAUUCCACUGCUACAGGAGAAGCAGGAGGCCAAGUAGGCGCCUCCUUGGGACAGAGACUGCUACCUACACAGGGCAUGGCACCCGAAUGUCCCUGCAGUGCUUGAGAGGUGGCGUUGGGAAAAUGACACAGAAGCACCUCCAGUUUGUGUAUUUUCUCCCUCCCCCUGCACCUGCAGUUGUUUUCCAUUAGUAUUUAUUCCUUGGUGGAGCCUGCAAGGCCAUAAUCAUCUGUCAGCAGAAGCAUACCUCCGUCUUGUGAAGGAACCUCCUCGGUGAACACUAGGAAGACUUGAAACCGAGGGGCAGCAACAGCCCACAGCUGUGACAUCGCAUGCGCUUCCUCUUAGGGGACAGCAGAAUUACCUGUUGUGGGAGAGAACUCAGGUCCCACUUUUCAAGAACACGAGGAGGCAUGAAGUAAAGGGAGCUGUGGCUUGCUGUAGAGACCUGAUGGCUCUGACUUGACCCCUGUGGGCAUUGACUUGUCUCAGCCUAGACAGAGGCGGGAGCACCUCCAUGGGAAGUCCUUAAUUUACAGUGGCCUGUAGCCUGAGUAUGGCCUGCUUCCUCUUUGUGAUGACUGACAUGUAUUUUCUUGUUUCUGGUUCACAUGGGGCCACUUAAGCAGAUGUCUGUGUGCAUCCAUGCUUGAGCGAGCAAGCCAGCGUCCUUGUCCUUCGAUGAUGCCUCAAGAAGCUGAGGGGAAAGCUCCCCAAAUACAGUAGAUCAGAAAGAUUUUGUGGAAAAUGAAAAAAAAAAAAGGUGCAUUUUCCUCUGUGAAGGUCUUGAGUGUAUUUCUUCUGUUUGUUCGUUGUCAUCGAGCUUAGACCUAGUAGGAAUAGCUGUUAUUUUGCAGUCAGGGUCACUCCUCUGUUGUUGAGAGUAGUGGGCCUAAGCCAAGUCCACCCUCGAUGUCUGCUUUUGCAAUUUGCCUUUACCUCACCAAGAAUACCUAGUUUAAUAUUUCCUGCCACAUCUACCAAAUAUUUGGGCAGCCUUUUGGUGAGAGGGCUGAUAUCGUAUUGUUAUGACACAGUUGCAAUUUAAAGUGUGAAUGUUCUACAUAAAGUGCUUUAAUUAACCCUUAACAUUUCCUGGUCAGAAAGAAAAGUACCUACAGGGGCUGCAAAGAUGAUGUGUAGUCUUGCUUUGCUUGUAGUUGAAGUCUUAAUUUAUAGCCAAAUUCCUGGGGACUGCCAGCUGUGUUUAAAGUCUUCAUUUCAAACUGUUACCAGAUUUCCUUUUCCAAUUCACCACAAAACCAAAUCAUAAAGGAUCUACCUUUCUGCUCAUUGUCUUUCUCCUGAAAAGAAACUCCAUACAUCACAUGUGUUCAUUCACCCCUUUAGAACUCCAAAAGCCUCAAAUAACUGGUAGAGGUUUAUUUUUAUUUUGUUUAAAUGAAGCAGUUACUGCCUGUGUAAAGGCCAAUCAGUGUGCAGUAUGUUGAAGUCACUCAUCCCAUUGUCACAGCAGAGUUGACCGUGUGUCAGCCAGAGCUGGGAAGAGUUCUGUUCUUUUUCUGUCAUGUUUGACAUUCACAGUUGAAAUGGUCAUUUUUCUGAUAGUCGGUACUUGCCUGUACUGCUUUCAUCUGUGCCAUUCUAAAAUCCUAUGAUGUGAAUUUUCAGUUUGGUACAAAUAGAAAUGAGUCACUGGAGCAGAGGGUAAGAACAACUCGUGUGCCUACCCCAUCUCCAGUGUCUCACCAUUUCAUUCUACCUCUAAGCCAUUGUGUUGGUGUGGUAUGGGUGUGUGGGUCCAGCCUUGGCAGGCAUCAGGAUCUGAGCUGGUUGUUGACAGGCCUGGAUUGACAGAGGUCACAGGAAACCAGGCUUGAUCCAGCAGCAGCAUAUUUGGAAUAUCUUUGGAUGUUUUGCCUUAUGGAAUGCACACUUGCAAAAUGAUGCUUGGAAAGAACUGUGGGAAGAGUUAGGAGGAGACUAGAACAUAGCUGAAGGCCCGUCAUUCCUGAGUACCGGCUAGUUAAGGAAGAUGGCAGCCCUUCAAAGCAGCAGUGGGAUGUUCACUGCAAGGGAAGGGUCGUGGGGUCCAGUCAUUUCCUCUCAUCAUGGGAGACAUCACUGGCUCUGGAGAGACUGCCUAUCUUUGAAGGCACAUUGAGAUUUUGUCUUGCUCUGUUUGUUUGCUUCCUAUGAAAUUCCUGUGCUUCAAGACACAGGAAUAGCUGGAGCAAUAAAAACUUUCUGUCCUUCAGGCUUGUUGUCAGUGGCAGAGCCAGGAAACUACAUACAUUACAGACUUCCAUGGAGAAACAAUCCUUCCCAAGAAGAGACAUGUCCUCAUCUUCAGGCUGGCAGCUGAGGAGAUAAGGAGGCAGGCCCAGAAGGAAGGAGACUAUAGGCAAUGAAGGAGGAGCUCCCUAUCCCCCUUCCCAUGGCUCUCUGUGCUCCUGAGGCCCUCACAGAACCAAGCAAGGAUUUGCUUGUUCGUUCUGGUCAAACACGAAAGAGAUUUCUUAUGAGAAGCCUAACUUGAGAUUUAGGUGCCAAAGACCUCCUGGGUGAGGCUCUUCUUACUCCUUCCUUCCCGAGCCAUAGUCUCUGUCCUAGGUUAUGGACUUCUCAUAUUUCUUUUUCAUGAAACUUUAGGUUGAGGGCAGGUAGUCAAAGAUAGAUUGACUGUAGUAGUGAAUGAAGAUAAGUCUGUUUCCAUGUCAAAUCUCAACCCCAUGGAGUAUAUUCUAGAUGUUCAUUGGCCAGUCCCGGGAAGGGAUGAGCCAUACUUGCUGCUCACUGCUAUGUGGCUGCCUUUGGUGAGGGCUUGGCAGGAAGUCAUCCUGCUUUAGAGAUAGGCCUGAUGACCAUGUGGCAGAGGCAAAUGAGGUUUCUCUGUUAGGACAGUAGCCCGAGGAACAGUUUGGUGUGACUUGAUCCUGCCUGAUGGUAUAGAGAGUUCAGGCAGCUGUUUUGAUGAGGUUAUUGGACUACCUCAGAGUCAUUCUCUAAACUCCUUCCUAAGAUGGAGAGGGGAGGAAGAGCAAGGUCAGGAAGGUCAAAAAGCUGUGUUGGCCUCAUCUGUGUGGGUUUUGGGAUGGACUGGAAGUGGGCUUUGCCCUGGCUAGAUGGGGCUGCUGAUCCCCCCUCCCCACCCCAGUGGGCAGUUCCUCCCAGAAGGUCAUCAGACUUCAGGGCAGAGCACAUACUUUGAAACUCCACCUUCUCAAAUGCCUACUUCCAGGGCCUGUGGAAACCAAGCUAAUUAUGUGGCUGGGUAACACUGCUUUGGCCAUCCUCACUUACAAUAUUAUGUUGGGAAUUUGGGGUUGCCUUCUCACUUUCAAAAGGCCUCAAGAUGGCAAUAGAUUACACGUGCCCUCUCCUUGCUUGCGUUUUUCCUUUUAAGAUGACAUGUGUCACCUAUGUAUAUAUUUGAGGAAAAUGUCCUCUUCUGGGCUAAGCUUCACCUGGAGCUGGGGGUGUAACAACAGUUCUCCUCUUUCUUGAUUUUAACUCAGUAAAAAAAUCCAGGAAUUCAGUUUUUUACCAACCCAAUCUGCAAGGUGGUCAGGUUUGAUUUUAAAGAUACCUAUCUUUCCACCAUUGCACAUACCAGGGGCAUCCAAACAGAGUAGGGUAGAGACUGUGUUACAAGUGGGCAGACUAUUUUCUCUUGAUCACAUGUGUUUGAAGUAUGUCCUGGGUAUGACUGCCCAACCCUUUUUAUGUGGUAUUAGCCAGGUAGCUUUUACUUCUCUAGGUAGUCUAUAAAUGUUAUGAAAAAAAACCUGACUUUUAACAAAUACAAUGUUUGUCUCAUAUACACAUUCUAUGUAUUUAGCACUUGAAGAUCAACAAAUCCAAAAUUUUAAAGAAACACCACCGACUGUUAAAAGCCUAACUGCUUUUUGAGAAUUUGUCAAUGCCUACUGAUAUGCCUUAUUCUUCUACUAGUGUUUAAAAUGCUCUGAGUAGAAAGAGUUUUAGAAAUGUAAGCAGUCAUUCAGCUUCAGUAUUAUAGAUCUAGCAUAGUCUUCAGCCCUUAAGGAAACAAGGGGUGCGGGGGUCAUAAUUAGGAUAACCUUUUUGGAAGGUGACAACUAUUGCUAUUGCCAAAUGAUAUUUUUAAUAGUGUAAGGAAACACAGAGACCACAGCACCGUUUAUUGUUUUAAAUGUAGAAAAAUUCAUUUAGUUCCUUUUGGCAUCCUCCUAAUUGUAGAGAAUAUGUUAUCAGCAUUGAUGAGUCAUUUCCAUUCAAAGAAUUUAUGGAUAAAGACAGAUCCGCUUUUUAAGAGACCCUGGUUCCUCAGAGUAGUAUGUUGAAAUGCCACAGAUUGAAAUGCCAAAAACAUAAAACCUAUUUAUUGACUUGCAUAAUUGAGUCCAUUUUAGUGGAGCCUACUUGUUGACGCUGUGCUGCAGUGUUGCCUAUGUGCCUCUCCCACAAGUCCUGCUCUGGCACUAGGUGACUCUCUGCUCUCUCUAGGUCAGGUCAGAGCAGCUAAUACCUGUCCCAACUCCUGUGGGACAGGCUUGUUCACAGACUUUAGCCAGCCAACCUUUUAUUGGAUAUGAUUCUGAAAAGAGGAAGAGGGAAAUGCUUUUUCCUUAGUGAGGCAAUGAGGAGAGGGGAAGGUAGAUUGCAAAUCAGAAUAUUUGGUUUACUAAGGCAUAUCCCUGUGGCAGCUGGGCCAUCAUUGGAUAACAAACCAGCAUUUCUUAACAGUCAGCACUGUCCACCUGGAUGCCCCCUGAGGCUCAGUCAGGUCUGUCCCAUAGUCCCCCAUCCUCUGAAUUUCUGUGUGCCUGCUCCCUACAUCCCUGAGUCAGGAAUGUGUGGAGAGAUGACCUACAGCCCAUGUACUCCCAGGAAACAAACUGCCAGCAAACUUUCUAACUUGUAUUUUAACUGUACCAGAAGAGAUAUAAAUGUUUGCUUAGGGUCUGUCCACAUUAUGGACUGUGUUUCUUACUUUUACAAAUCAAUCCUUACAUUUAAGAUUUAAAAGAGAAAGGAAAGGCCUGAGGUAUUGGUCAAGUCCUCUGUGUAACUGUUUCUCUCUAUUUCUCUCUCUCCUUCCCUCCACCUCUUCCCCUCCCUCUCUCCCUCCCCACCUCUCCACCCCCUCUUCACCCUGUCUUCCCUAUCCUUCCAUGCUGCCAUUAACCAAAAUAAAAGCUGUGAAAAUAAAAGUUAAGAGAAUGUGUGUUGAUAAGAAACUGAUUUCUUUACAGAGCGAAGUCUUUGUCUUAUGAAGCUACCAGAUGUUAAAAAGAAUGUCACCUGUUUUUCAUUGUUUUGGAACCCCAGAGAUUAUAAGUGAGGAAAGAAAUGUUGAAUUUUUGAUGCCGGCAUGAGGUUUUUGUCCACUUCUGUUUUUCAUCUAUAUGUAUAAAAGUUCUGUUCAUUGUUUACUAUGGGAUUAGUAUUACAUUUUGAGGUAAACAAAGAAUUUGUAUUGCUUGAUAAACUAUUAGCUUGUAAAUUAAACAAUUUCUUUACCUCAAUUAACUUUAAUGGACCAAUAAAAGUAUAAAAUAUGCUUUCUUUA
This is a messenger RNA of Dipodomys ordii (Ord's kangaroo rat), 6843 nucleotides long. It is a transcript of the gene Snx30, whose product is annotated as sorting nexin family member 30. The transcript has 10 exons. NCBI's taxonomy places the organism in Eukaryota, Metazoa, Chordata, Mammalia, Rodentia, Heteromyidae. The record is from RefSeq and is a predicted model, not a curated record. Gene Ontology annotation, cellular component: cytoplasm. The coding region runs from base 1 to 1365 and encodes 454 amino acids. Gene Ontology annotation, molecular function: protein binding; phosphatidylinositol binding.